This is a messenger RNA of Clonostachys byssicola, 729 nucleotides long. The record is from the annotation of a GenBank genome assembly. NCBI's taxonomy places the organism in Eukaryota, Fungi, Ascomycota, Sordariomycetes, Hypocreales, Bionectriaceae.
AUGGCUCGCUUCUACCUCGUCUGGGUGCUCGCCCUCCUCUAUACCCUAGUCACAGCCAAAGCGCUCCCGAAUCUACGCAUUUUAACUCUCGGAGACUCCAUCACUAGGGGAAACGGCUCCGGUGGGAAUCCAAAUGGCUACCGAUCAAGGCUCCGAGGCUUGAUCGUCCAAGCAGGAGCGCAGGUCGAUAUGAUCGGAACACUGAAAACCGGCACUAUGGCCGACAACGACCACGAAGGACACAGCGGCAAGACCCUCAAGACCAUCACCACCAAGUGGCAGAAACCAAUUGUGGCCAAGCCAAACUUAAUCCUCAUCCACGCGGGCACAAACAACAUGGACUUGAACGAAGACCUAGACACGGCGCCCACUCUCUACGCGAAUAUGCUUGAUGGCAUGUUCAACGAAUACAAGGACGUUGUCAUCCUCGUCGUCCCUGUCAUUUACUCCAAGAAGGCACACCUUAACAAGAACCGCGAGGCUUUCAACGCCAAGCUCAAAACUAUUGUCAAGGAGAGACAAGAUAAGGGAAAGCAUAUCCACAUCACUGCCGUUGACAUCACCGACGCGGAUCUUUCCGACGAGAAGCACCCCAACAUUCAGGGAUACAACAAAUUUGCUGAUGCAUUCUUUGCGGGUGUCAACAGAGUCAAUGACAAGGGAUGGCUUGUAGCCCCCGCUAAGAUUGACUACGGCGCCUAUCCCGGUGUGGGACUUGGUCGAAGCUAG